This is a messenger RNA of Bursaphelenchus okinawaensis, 1134 nucleotides long. Lineage: Eukaryota; Metazoa; Nematoda; Chromadorea; Rhabditida; Aphelenchoididae. The record is from the annotation of a GenBank genome assembly.
AUGGGAAGUAAAGAGCAACAAAGGAGUCAUAUCUACAACAAUGUGGACUUUUACUGUGGUUGGUGUGCCGGCUGCAUUGAGACGAUAAUUUUGUUUCCACAGAGUAAAUUAAUAUUCAGACAGCAGUUAUUCGGGUUGGCUGUUAAAGAUGCUGUCACUCAAGUAAGUUUUAUUUGUGUCUUGGGUUUUUCGAAGUUUAGGUCAAAUCAAGAUCUUAAUUAAAGUAACAAGACUUUAAUUUUAGUUAAAAUCAGAAGGAAUGGGUUUAUUAUACAGAGGAUUGUUACCUCCACUGAUCAUGCGAACAUCAACAAGGUCUAUUAUGUUUGGUGCUUUUGACAAAUACAAAGGCUUGUUGAAUGCACAGGACAGACCAGGAAUCGCUUCUUCACUGACUAAACGCCAUGCUGUAGCCGCUUUUUUAGGUAACAGUUUUGUUUUAUUCGAUAAGAAAAGCUUAAAAUGUUGUUCCAAAGUUAAAUCUUGUUCAAAAGGUCUGUAAGACUGUAUUUAAAUAUUCUUUGUAUACUUUCUAACACUCAUGCGUUUUAAUGGCUGUUUUUGUUAAUAUUUUUAUGCAAUUUAAUGAUAUUCUUUACAGCCGGCUGUACUGAAGCUACGCUCUGCCCUCUGGAGCGGAUACAAGUGCUGCUACAGACUCACCAUUAUCACGGCCACUUUAAGAAUACUAAAGAAGCCAUAAAGUACGUGUACGGGUUUGGGAUUCACGAGUUUUAUCGUGGACUGUCACUUGUCGUAUUACGAAACGGACUUUCGAACUCGCUAUUCUUUACGCUACGAGAACCCCUGAGGCUAUUAUUCAUUGAGAAGUUGAAUCUACAAAAGUCCUCGAUGUCAGCGGCCACAUUUAUUUCGAACUUUGUGUCUGGUGCCAUUCUCGGCGCCUCGAUAUCAACCUUGUUCUUCCCGGUUAACGUGGUCAAACAUCGACUACAAUCAGAACUAGGUACGACAUUUCAAUCGCCAAUCCGAGUGUUUCGAAUGGUUUGGGAGGAGAGGAAUCGAUCUCUGAAGGGCCUGUUUCGAGGAGUUCAGAUGAACUUCACCCGGUCUUUGAUUGCCUGGGGCAUUACCAAUUCGGUGUACGAGUUUCUGUUGGAGGCAUUCCGGUGA